AUGGCAAGCCGUAAUGUGGGACGAGGCACAUCGAGGCGCUCUCCCAGGAUCAGCGGCAGAUCCGAGGCUCCCGACGCCUUCCGCGUCGCGACUCCUUCGCGCAGAGCACUCUCGCCUGAGCUUGUCGAGCAAAUGACGCCGCCUGCUGCCUCGCUCCGCACCCGCCAACUUCUCUCAAACCUUCAAGCCGCGGCAAGUGGAUCCAACAGCAACAGCAUCAGCAUCAAGCAGGAGGACUCCAGCACUAAAUACUACGUCCGCGAGCCUUCCUACCAGCCCUCCCUUCUCCGCGGCGAUCAGCGCAGCUUCAAUGACACUCGCGAUGCCAACCAUUCGCAUAGCGCUUCCCUCUCGCUCUUUUCCAGCGAAGGCGAUCUGAGCGAUAACUACCAGCAGGAAGAGCAAGAAGCCGCACACUUCCAACGGGCUCAGCAGGCUCAGCAGCAUAUACCCGAAUCUCGCGCUGUCGUCUCGCGUCGGUCCUCGGGACAGCGCAAAGCUCGAACGUCCAAGGACAACUUGCCCUACAGGCCACAAAGCGAUGACGAUGACGAUGACGACGAUCAGGUUGCCUCGCCCACAAGAAGGGCUAGAAGAGGGAGAAACUCGAAUUCAAACUCGCUUACUGCUUAUGACCUGGGACGCAUCGAUAAUGUCCGGUGGAUGAACGCCAAAUCGAAGAAGGGUCGGCGCAAGAAGGGUGUCAAUGGCGUUUCAUACGAUGAUGGCGAGGAGGACGAUAGCAGGGAGAACAAUGCGGACGACGAUGCGAGAGCGGCUAGCGGCAAAGAGACACGAUUCGACGAUGCAUCCGACUCAGCCGAUUCGGAGCAAGAGCAAGAACAGCAUCACUUCUACGUCGACGAUGACGUUGCUCAGGACCACUUCUUUGUUGCUCCUACCCCUCCGCCACAUAAGCAGCGACAGCCAGCACAAUCUGAUGAGCCCCGUGAGCCUCCCGUAAGGACUCGCGUGGGCCGUUUUCUUCGCGGAUUGGGAUCCUUCCUAUGGCGCCUUGUGGUCUUCUCUUUGACCUGGGUGCUGAAGCUUCCCAAGAUCGCCUGGGACAAAAUCGGAUCAGAGUUGCCUCAUGUCACCACAAAUCGCGCUUUUGCAGUUCUUGCUGGCCUCCUCUUUGCUGCGGCCGCCUUUCAAGCUUCUCAGCUCUUUGGAAGGUCCGGUGGCCUUUCGGAUCGUUUCCCUAUGCUCCUCGAUGAUGACGUCCCCGGCAGCAACAGUGGCAUCGGCAGCAAUGUCCACUCGUUGGCACUCUCGCUGGACCGAGAGAAUCAGCGACUGCGCGCCGAGCUCAAUCGUCUCACCGCCCGUCUCGACUCGCUGUCUGCUUCGAUCGACUCGCAGAUCUCUUCCUCGCUCUCCUCGGCUGCAUCCAAGAUCCAGGCGGAAGCCGAAUCGCGCCAAUCGACCGAGAUCAAUCGGAUCACCGCGUCAACCAAGCGUACCAUCGCACGCUUAGCACAAGACGAGUUGAAAUCGAUUCAAGAGUCGGUUUCAAAUUCAGUCGAGCUCAUGCUGCGCGAUUUGGACAAGAAGACCAACAUGCAGCUGAAGCAGCGUGCCGAUGAUACCGAGGGCAAGUUCUUCAACAAGCUCGAAAAGGAAGUGGCGAGCAUUGCAAAGUAUGCCAAUGACGAAGUGAACGCGAGAUUGGGCCAGGCGUUUGAUCGGACGUUUUUGAGCGAGCUGAUCGACGGAAAAUUGGAACAGUACUCGCGUGAUCGCACGGGGAGGGUGGAUUGGGCUGCUGUCACGAGUGGAGCUUGGGUCGCGGAGGAAGGGACGGUGCAUCGAGGAUUUCGGUUCAACAGCGUUUGGAAUGUCGGUCAGUUCCUGGCGCAGGGCAGGAAGGUGCCGAUUGGGGAUCCGGUGAAAGCCAUUACGCCCGGUGCAGGUUUAGGUGCGGACAAUUGCUGGAUGACCGGCUGGAACUCGCUGUUACAGGUCCAACUUGCCGAGCCUAAAGUGAUCGACCAGUUGGUGGUCGAACAUCCUCUCCCUGGAAUGACCCGCACUGCUCCGCGACGUAUCGUCGUUUGGGCACACGUCGACGAAUCCGACCGCAAAUACUAUCUCCAAUACCGCCGUAGCAAAGCCAAGACGCAGCAAGAGUACCUUGGUGCCAUCCUCCCGCAACCUCUGUUGGAUGCUGUACCUCAAGAGUAUCGCGCGGAGGAGAGCGCGCCCAUGAUCCUGGCGCACUUCGAGUUCAAAGCCAACGGGUCGACGUUGCAAACGUUCAACUUGACCGAGGAGGCUCAGGUGUAUCCGUUUGGCGUACAUGCGGUGAGGUGGCAGUUCGUCGACGGUUGGGCCAAGAGCCCUCCCAUCUGCGUGCAUAGGGUUAGAGUGCACGGCUCGCGUUGGCCUGUCCUUGGCGAAAAGGGUGCAUAG
This is a messenger RNA of Sporisorium graminicola, 2412 nucleotides long. RefSeq lists its product as uncharacterized. Gene Ontology annotation, biological process: nuclear envelope organization. The record is from RefSeq and is a predicted model, not a curated record. Gene Ontology annotation, molecular function: protein-membrane adaptor activity. Gene Ontology annotation, cellular component: meiotic nuclear membrane microtubule tethering complex; nuclear envelope. The coding region runs from base 1 to 2412 and encodes 803 amino acids. Lineage: Eukaryota; Fungi; Basidiomycota; Ustilaginomycetes; Ustilaginales; Ustilaginaceae. The transcript has a single exon.